This is a messenger RNA of Notolabrus celidotus (New Zealand spotty), 7606 nucleotides long. It is a transcript of the gene mex3a, whose product is annotated as mex-3 RNA binding family member A. Lineage: Eukaryota; Metazoa; Chordata; Actinopteri; Labriformes; Labridae. The transcript has 2 exons. Gene Ontology annotation, molecular function: RNA binding. The record is from RefSeq and is a predicted model, not a curated record. The coding region runs from base 84 to 1655 and encodes 523 amino acids.
GAGGGGGCGAGGAGGAGGCGGCACGGGUGCUGUUUCUCCAGUCUCUUUCCCCUGUCUUUGUCUCACACACUCUUUUGUUAGCCAUGCCUAGCCUGCUGGUUCUAGCAGGGAUGAUGGAGAAAAAUGGGGGCUACGGCGGGGAUCUGGCCGGCUCCGGCUUCGGAAGCGAAGGUCUCCUUGUGCCGCCCGAUGAGGAGGAAGACGACUCCCGUGCCCUCAGGGUCGCGCUGGGCCAGUUGUCUCUACUGGGGCUCGGGGAAGGCGAGGACGGCGGCGGAGCCCCAACAACAGGAGUACAGGAUCGGAGCAACAAUAACAACAACCACCACAACCACACGAACAGCGUCGGAGGCAGCGGGGACACGGCGAUUCUGCAAGGGAAGAGCAAGUUGUGCGCCCUGUACGAGAGCUCCUCAAGUGAGACGAAAGGACGAGGCUGCAACAUAACAGAAUGCGUCCCAGUGCCCAGCUCUGAACAUGUGGCCGAAAUAGUGGGGAGACAAGGUUGCAAGAUCAAAGCCUUGCGGGCGAAGACCAACACCUACAUCAAAACCCCUGUUAGAGGAGAGGAGCCGGUGUUCUUAAUCACUGGCCGGAAGGAGGAUGUUGCACUGGCCCGCCGUGAAAUCAUCUCUGCUGCAGAGCACUUCUCCAUGCUUCGAGCAUCCCGCAACAAGCUAGGAGUGUCCUUUAGCGGCUCUCCGCCCACACCUUUGCCUGGUCAGACUACCAUUCAGGUGAGAGUGCCAUACCGUGUUGUGGGGCUGGUCGUGGGGCCUAAAGGCUCCACCAUCAAACGCAUCCAGCAGCAAACCUGUACUUACAUCGUCACCCCUAGUCGAGACCGCGACCCCGUCUUUGAGAUCACGGGGUCACCAAGCAAUGCUGAGCGGGCCCGCGAGGAGAUAGAAGCACACAUCGCCUUCCGAACAGGAGGCCUGCACGACCACAAUAAUGAGAACGACUGUUUGGGGCCAAAUGGUGGAAGCAGCCCAGCGGGCAGCAGUGGUGGUCUGGAGAGCCGACUACAGCAGGUGUGGGGGCUGCAGGGGGGCCAGCGCAAGCCCCUCACUAGCAGCUACCGCCAGAACUUCUCAGAUACCAUGGUUGGAGGGGGAGGGGGAGGAGGUGAGGGAGGGGGAAUCUACACCAAGAGCAACUUCUCCAGCUCUGGAGAGAAGCCUUGCUCUUAUUUUGGAUCGGAUGGUACACAGAGCUGGGGCGACCCUGACUACCCCAAACAGGUGGCCUUCUAUGCCCAGCAGCGCUCCAAGAGCUUUGGAGGCCUCCCGCUCCCCCUGACCAGACUCUCCCCUGGCUUACCCGAGUCCUGUGGAGGUGGAGGAACCAACAACUCUUCAGUCACCAGCAUUGUGCCCGUAUCCGGUUCACCUCAUGCCCAAGCCCGCCGUGCCCACAGUGAGCCCACCUCAGCCGGCGAGGGCUUCCCAGGCCGUCUGCCAGUGCCGGACUCACCGCCGGCCACUGUGCGGGACUGCAUGACCUGCUUUGAAAGCAAAGUGACGGCUGCCUUGGUGCCCUGUGGCCAUAACCUCUUCUGCAUGGAGUGUGCCAUCCGAAUCUGUGAGCUCAACCACCCGGAGUGCCCAGUGUGCCACACCCAGGUCACACAGGCCAUCCGAAUAUUCUCUUAAGGAACCACAUCGGUUUUUAUCAUUCGUUUUGUCAGUGUUUGUUCAAUAAUUAUUUCCUGUUAUUCUGAUUAUUAUUAUAAUACACAUUUUUGUUUUUCAGAAAAUUUAAAAACAAUCAAGCAGAUAUUUUAGAAGGCACUGCUUGCUUUACUAAAAAGUAUAAGAAAUAUUUUUAAGUUUUUCUUUUAUAUAUAUAUAUGCAUAUAUAUUUUAUAAAAGUUUUGUUUAUAAGAGAAGUAUAGUACCUUGCAUUUUCAGUUUUUUGGACUGCUGCUGUUUUUCAUUCAUGAAUCACAGUGUAGGCAGAGGUAGACAGUAAUGUGAACAUUUUAUUAUUCAAAUUUUUAUUUUACCAUGAAGUGGGUUUAUAUGGAAGGAAAGAAGAUGAUUGUUGAGGUACCCAAUCUGCACCUGACUGACCUAGAGAGUCAAUGUUGUUAUUAGAAGAAAAAACAACUAGAAUAUUCAUUGCACCUUACAAUCAUCUUGAUCUAAAAUAGGAUUUCAAUCAAACCUUGAAAUUUUGGGAGCCGAUGCGAAGGUGAAUUCAGCCUUUUCAGAUUUACUGUGAUUGUGAUUUUGAUAUAAUUGGUCCAGGACAGAUAUUUUAUCACAAUGAAAAUGUGAAUAGAUUGGUGGUAACCUUGUAACCCUGACUAAGAACAAAAGAUGGCCCUUUUUUCAGUCUUAUACCUUAGAGUCUUAUGAAACAAAUGAAUCCUAAAAGGGAUAGGACACUACAUCAUUUAUUAAAGUAUUGCUACACUCAUAAUUGGAAACAAAUCUUUAGAGAUAGGCAAAAGUUGUGUAUUAGUGAAAUCGUUUUUCCAGUAGCCAUUGAUUACACUUUGGUCACUGCAGUUUGUUGAAAAGAUUUAGUAACGCUUGCUCCUCGUGGCACUUGAAAAGCAUGUGGUUCCUCGGUUGGCUUAAAGCACUGAUUUAAUUUGUGAGGCCGAAAGCCUUGGAAUUCUUCCAGUUGGCUAGUUCUCGAUAUCCGUCUCCCCAAUGGACUUGUUUCAAAGCCACCUUAGCCGCGCUUUAUUGUCUCGUGUGGUCAUUUGGCCACAUUCUCUGAACAAUAUAGGACAAAGAAAGAGCUCUAGUCAACAGGCAUUUCUCUGAGGUGUGCACUGUAAAUACAGAGGAGAAUUAGUACGUGGACAGAAGCCGAGUAAAACUGUAAAUUGUUUCCUGAAUCAGCAGCCGACUCACUAAAACAGUUGACAAUGUAAAAUACAGAGUCCCACACCAGUAAUCCUUACUCCCCAAUAGUAACAGCAUUAUGUGUGAGCUCCGAGGGGCCAGCUGUCUCCCCUGUAAUUAGCAAAUCUGUACAGGAGCAGGUGUUUCAUGGCACACUGUGGCUGUGACCCCAAGUUGGAGCUCCGGCCUAGCCCCCUUUCUUUCUCUCUUUUCUGUGGCUUUUAUGUCUCCCCCUGCUUACAGUUCGAUCGUUUGGUUUCGAAGGCCUCUCUGAGUGGGGCGUAUUGUCUUGGCCCGCUAGCGGCGUGGGCUGCGGAGUGCUCGGACACGGCCUGGAUCUACUCAUUCAUAAUUAGGCAAAUGGGUUGGUCCAGGUGCGGACCGUGUGGGGACUCUGGAGCUGUAUGAGGAGUAGGACAGGGUCCUGCAGCGAGCCCCUUUCAGCCCCACCCCACUGUUACAAGCACAGAGGGGGCUGGAUGCAGCUGGGCGUAUAGGACCCCCUCCUUCCUCUCCCUCUUGCCCCUUCCUCCCCCCUUUUUCCUCUCCUUUUCUGCCGUUCUGAGCUAUCCCUACUGGGGAGCGGGGCCUCUUUUGUCCCAGAACACACACACAUACGAAAUUUGAAAGACAGUAGCUGAAUUUGGCAGUGCCUGUGAAAUAGGGAGAGGAUUUGAGCAAAAUAAAUUAUCUACAGUUAUCAGAAGGUCACCAGCUACCUGUUCUCAGUAUUAACAGCAGAAAUGUGAUGCCCUCACAUUGUAAAUGAUAAAAAUGUGCAUGUUCACCUACAAAACAAAGAUUGCGUGAUCUCAUCACACAGGGGGCGGUAUUAACCCCCCCCUACUCCAGCUCCCACAUGCACCGCCCUGAAAUCAGGAAGGGGUCGUUUUUUGUGUGACAGCGCCAAUGCAGAUCAUGUCAGCUCGCCACUGUAUGGGACAUCCUGCAGCUGCCCCUUCACUGUGGACACCAGGGCUUCAGCCAAUGGCAGCCCCCCUCUGGCUUUGAGCUUUGAGAAUGAAAUCAGACAAUUGUAAUUGACAGGAAAGCAGAGGAAACGCCCCAUUUAACCAGCACUCAUGCUGAAUCAAAUUACACACCCUCUGCGUCUGCCUUAGCCCCAGCCUGGGGAUUUCAGAGGGCUAGAGGAGAGCGGAUGGGGGUAGGGAUUAAAGCUGUUGAAUGAUAGGGGGGGAUUCAUUUGGGCUGUAAGAAGAGAGAAGGAGGCUCGAAAAAAAAAAACUUCCAGAUCUUGCGUUUUUAUUGGUCAUUCAAGUCUUGCUCAGAGUUUUGAGUAGUUGUCACAUGAGAGCUGGUGUCGGCGAUUCAGCAGGCCUUUCUUUUGUUGUACUGGAGAACAAUUCAACUCGGCUUCUGUCUCAAAAAGGAAUUAACAUUUACAAAUUGUGUUUUCUAGCACACAAAGGGCCCUUCUUUAUUUUAUUUUAUUUUGAAAAAGCAGACCACUCACAUUACGUGAGGACUGCAGGGAAAGCACUGUACUUAUAAAAAGUACCCUGAGAUCUAUCAGAUAUAGGAAUAAAGAAUAGUUAUGGUUUUAUGGAUGGAAAAAUUGCACAGUGGUUUGGCUUAAGCUUUCAAUGUCAAAUUCAAGGCAGUAUGACACUGUUCUUUGAACUUAGUAUUUUUGUUAUUUUGUUUUCUGCCUUAAUAUUUUUUAUUCAAAUAUUGCCAUUGCUUUGGCACACAAGGUAGCAACUUUGGCCUUUGAUAGUAUCGCCCCGUAGUAAAACUUUUUAAAGUACUUAUUUUUGGAGAAACGAAUGUGAAUCAAACUUCUUGGGUGGGUUUUAGCGGGAUUCAGGAAAUUAGGCUCUUAAAACACUUUACUUAAAAAAUAAAGUAGAGCACCUUAUUACAAAACAUGCGCAAUUGAUUAAAACCAAACCGACCACUGAUGGUGAAUACAUUUCAUAGAAUUUGAAAGAAAUGCACAUAAGGAUUCCCUAUCAUUUUUUUGUAUUAUGGUGGUUCUUGUUCUUCUUAAUACUUCAGUAGUAGUAGUGGUAAUUGGGAGGCCUCUCGUCCAUUUGGUCAAUGCUGAUGACUUGGUGGAGUUUUGCACUGGUUUAAUGAAGAGAGGGCUUUUUGGAGAUUCUCCCUGUUUAGACGCUGUAUAAGUUAAUGAGUAUUGUACUUUAUGGGAAAGCACUCUGAGCAUCUAUGUAAAUACAGUAUGUGUAUCGGUGAUGAACAUCCAGACAAAGGCCAGCUUAAAGUGAGGUUCUGAUUAUUUUUCAAAGCUGAAGGUGUCAUUGUCAAUGUUUUAGCAUAUGGAAUUCAAGAUGUUGAGUUUUAGGGAGAGUAAAUCUUUUAUAUAUGCGCCCCAUCAUCUUUUUGACUAUAAUAGUACGUUGUAUAUUAGAUAGAUCCAUACAUUUAAGAAAUAUUAUUUAAACUGAUUAACUUAGUAUGUCAUCCAAAUAGAGAUAAUAAAUUAACCAGACACUACUAUAAACUGUAAUAAUGAAUAUCCUUUAUGAAGCAGCUGAUGUAUAAAUCCAAGCUCAAGUAAAAACUCAAAUGAAGUAUGUGUAAUAACCUACCCCUGAUGAAUAAUCAGUCUCUAUGUAUAUUAGGAUUAAAGCAAUAAUAGGACUAUACUGGGAUAGUAAACAGAGGAGGUCUGCUUAGUCAGUUCUUUAAGUAAUAUUCUAUUCAGAAAUUGACCUUGACUAUUAGGAUGCUGUUGCGUCUGUCUCACAUCUUCUAAAAGUUCAUUACGGAUUCAUGCCAGUGAAGAAACAGAGAUAAUGAAUAAGUAACCGUUUCAGGAAAACUAAUUGUUCUUGUUGUGUUCAUCAUCAGGGUCAUUUAGUGAACUGAUUGCUUACUUUUUUUAAAAAUUCUCAAUCAGAACAAAGGGCAGGUCGAGACAAACUUAAGGAUCUUUUUUUCCUGAGUAGCACUGAAAGUAUGAAACUGCAAAUUUCUGUGACUAAGAGGCACUGCGCUGUAAAAGUGUUCCCUUGAGUGUAAAUAAGCAACAGGACCGUAGUGUUAGCCCGGGGGUCUGUCCUCUUGUCCUCUUUGUUAACAGGCGGGACAGGAGGACUUUACUUAUGAUAGACUGAUGUCUUGAAGGUCAGAAACGUACACAGCAGGGAGAGACAGAGGGUAGGGAACAUGACUUGAUGUACUGUACCAGCUAUACUUUGACUGCAGUCAUGUAGUGACUAUUCUUCUUCAUUAAGUUACAGACAGAGGCAGGUGUGUUACUUAUUGCAUAUCUUAAGAGGAUUUCUGUUUACAUAGUAAUCACACGUUUCUGAUUUCAUGGCUCUAUUUGCACCUACUUUUUCAUCUGUAAUGUCGUUGAAAGAAAAAGGUCACACAUAGCCAAAGAACAAAGUGAAAAAGGAGAGGACAUGGGCUACAAACACUCAAGUUAACUUAUUUUUGCAUCAAAAUCUGCUUGGUUUGAAGUUUAUUAAAUCAGGAUUAUUAAGGAAUAAUCUCGUAGCUAGAAUAACUCUGUUUACCCAAAAGUCUUGGAGGCCAAUCAGUUGAUAUCUGUGAAAUGAAGGCAUAUCAUGUUUCAGUGUUAUAAGAUUAGUUUAAUACUGCAGGGGCGCCGGUAACAGACUUACUUCUCCCCAAAGAGAUCAGCAAAAGCACAUCCUGGAACUUUCACAGCUCUUUGAGUGAUUUUCUAUUGUCCUGGUGAGGUUGUUUGGGGAAGAAAAUAGUCCAGGGUGGGUCUUAAUCUCUUUGUAAAACUUGACUGAUGUUGAGGAGUUGAGAUUAAAAGGGACUGUCCAAGUGAUUUGAUCAAAUAGACAGUGAGGAAACUGUUCACAAUGACAAGCCAGUGAAAAUUCAGGCCGAAUUUCCCAAUUUUUAAAGACCGUCGCAGUAAACUGUGAGGGUUUUCUUGUAGAUGUAAACAAGGUCAGUGUGAUAGUGAAAAAAGCAACACUGUGGUUUUUUAGUUAAUAUCAUUUAGAGAGCCAUUAACUGUAUCCUUAAGUUUAACUGCAUGUAAGUAAAGUAUAGUACAGUAGGUAAGAUUUAUCAGAAAAAAGUUAAGAUCGCAUAAAGAAUUCAUCAGCGUGAAACCUAAAGUGUAUAAAAAGCUUUAAGACCUUAAAGUGAACAUCGGUCGAAAACAUAUAUUUACCGUGUAGUUUAACUAAUUGAUACAUAAAGUUUAAUUAUGAUUCUUAAGAAUAUGCUAAGGUGUAAGUUUCAUUUGUCCAACUCACCCAGUAUGAGAUACUUUUUAAUUCAGUGGAGCGACAAAGGGGUGGGGUGACUCACAGUGACAUUUGAUUCGUUAAGUUCUUGUUAGUAUUAUUUACAAUAUUGUAUUAAGCUUACUAUUAUAGUAAUGGUAGAAACUGUUGAUGUUUUUCUUCUCUUGAUAUGAAAAGGUCUUUAUGCAUUUAUGUAGAAUCCCUUUUAAGGAGUGAUAGGAAAUCCUUAUUUUCAAUGGAUGCACUUAAGCAAUUGUACCAACCUGUCUAAAUCACACAUUGAGCAAGUAACGCAUUUGAAUGUAAAAAAAAGACCACUCAACUCGAUGCACUCCUUAUGCUUAUUGUUUUGUCAAUUUACAAGUGAGCUUUAAGUUUUCUUUUUCUUUUUGGUUUUUUUUUACGAAAGAAUUUGCGACAGGUUUUCAACUUAGACUAUAUUUGAGUUCUUCCACAUACAUUUAUAGAAAGUAACUUAAAAUGAAUAAAAAAAAAAAACAUAUUACAAUUUCUCAAAUCUAUUUU